Molecule: messenger RNA, 1248 nt
Organism: Paraphaeosphaeria sporulosa
Lineage: Eukaryota; Fungi; Ascomycota; Dothideomycetes; Pleosporales; Didymosphaeriaceae
Product: isocitrate dehydrogenase NADP-dependent
Exons: 4
Coding region: 1-1248 (415 amino acids)
Biological process (GO): isocitrate metabolic process
Cellular component (GO): mitochondrion
Molecular function (GO): magnesium ion binding; isocitrate dehydrogenase (NADP+) activity; NAD binding
Source: RefSeq, a predicted model, not a curated record
AUGGCGUCCUCAGGUAUCAAGAAGAUCAAGGUCAAGAACCCCAUCGUCGAGCUCGACGGCGACGAGAUGACGCGCAUCAUCUGGCAGGAGAUCAAGGACCGCUUCAUCCACCCCUACCUGGACAUCGACCUCAAGUACUACGACUUGGGCCUGCCCUACCGCGAUGAGACCGACGACAAGGUCACGCUGGAUGCCGCAGAGGCUAUCAAGAAGUACUCGGUUGGUGUCAAGUGCGCAACCAUCACGCCCGAUGAGCAGCGUGUCGAAGAGUUCAAGCUCAAGAAGAUGUGGCUGUCCCCCAACGGCACCAUCCGAAACCACCUAGGAGGAACCGUCUUCCGCGCACCCAUCGUUAUCCCCGCCAUCCCCCGUCUCGUACCCGGCUGGAAGCAGCCCAUCAUCAUCGGCCGUCAUGCUUUCGGCGACCAAUACCGCGCAAAGGACCGCGUUAUCCCCGGUGAGGGCACCCUCGAGAUGGUAUACACUCCCAAGGGCGGCAAGCCCGAGGUGAUCAAGGUCUACGACUUCCCCGAGGGCGGAGGUGUCGCUCAGACCCAGUACAACACCACAGAGUCAAUCACGGGUUUCGCACAUGCCUCCAUGAAGCUUGCGCUCGACAAGAAGCUGCCGCUGUACAUGAGUACCAAGAACACCAUCUUGAAGGCGUACGACGGCAAGUUCAAGGAUGUGUUCCAGGAGAUCUAUGAUACCCAGUACAAGAAGGACUUCGAGGCUAAAGGCAUCUGGUACGAGCACCGUCUCAUUGACGACAUGGUCGCCCAGAUGAUCAAAAGCGAAGGCGGUUACAUUAUCGCCAUGAAGAACUACGACGGAGACGUCCAGUCCGACAUUGUCGCCCAGGGUUUCGGUUCCCUAGGUCUCAUGACCUCGGUUCUCAUCACCCCCGAUGGCAAGACCUUCGAGGCUGAAGCUGCUCACGGCACCGUCACCCGCCACUACCGCGAACACCAGAAGGGCAAGGAGACGUCCACCAACCCCAUCGCCUCUAUCUACGCAUGGACACAGGGUCUCUCCAAGCGCGGUGAGCUCGAUGGCACACCCGAGCUCGUCACCUUCGCGGAGCAGCUUGAGAAGGCAUGCGUGGACGCUGUCAAUAUUGACAGCAUCAUGACCAAGGAUUUGGCACUUGCGUGCGGAAAGAAGGAGAGGAGCGCGUACGUGACGACCAACGAGUACUUAGAUGCCGUUGAGCGGAGACUCAAGUCUAGCUUGAAGGAGAAGCUAUAA